Lepisosteus oculatus (spotted gar) is the source of this 5583-nucleotide messenger RNA. It is a transcript of the gene cmtm4, whose product is annotated as CKLF-like MARVEL transmembrane domain containing 4. The record is from RefSeq and is a predicted model, not a curated record. Gene Ontology annotation, cellular component: membrane. Lineage: Eukaryota; Metazoa; Chordata; Actinopteri; Semionotiformes; Lepisosteidae.
CACAGUCUGCGCCUGCCGCUCUGCUCAGAGCUAGGCUUGAAAGAAGAAAGGGUUGAGUAGAUGGUUAUUCUUUCACUAUUUAAUGAGCAACUAGUAAAGAAAUAUUCCUUUUUAAUUCUGAAAACAAAAGGAAAAGUGCAAAGACCGCCUCCCGAAUCCCUUUAAUUUUCGUGGAAGAGAAAACGAUACUGCAGGCUGGGACUUUGCUGGAAUUUUCGCUGUUUUUUGGAAGCAAUUUUUCAGGACUUUGUUUAAAUAUUCCUUUCACUGGGAAGAAAGCGCGUAGUUCGCAGGGCGGAGUGUGGACAGGCUGACAUCUGGGUUAACAACAUUGCGAUUUGCAGUUUAAUUUCUAAGUGGAGUACAGUCCCCCUUCAAAAAACGAGACAUCAGCGAAAACGACGUCUCACCCACAUGAAGGAAUAUAACAAGUAAAAAAAACUCGCUUUUCGGCAGCUUGCAUAAGAAUGAAUAGGUGAAGAAGCGAUCCACUGUAUCCGUACUGGAGAACAAGCUUUCUAACUAGCUAAAAUACUUCGAUUCUACAAGUGUGAUUCGUUUAAUGGUCAGUUUUAAACCUUUGUGUUUUUGUUUGACAAAAAAGGCAACUGAAGGACAUUUGUGAUGGGGAUUCUUUAACACUAUUCUGGAUGUGUUGAUGCACAAAAUCUGUCUGCCGUGGAGCCUUUGCAAAAUACCUAUACUUCUUAUUUUCGCUUUGUACGGUACUGGAACACUUGGGAAUUGUUGAAACGCUGCAGAUACUGCAUAUUCUCCGAAGACUUCCUUUAAGGCGAUACCGCACUAACAAACCUGCCAUCUCGACCGCAGAAGACUUGAAAACAUGCGGAUUAGCGAGGAGGCGGAUGGGUUUGAUGGCGAGGCCUCCAACACAUCAAUGAUUUCGGGGGCUAGUAGCCCAUAUCAGCCGACCACUGAGCCCGUCCAUCCAAGACACGGUCUUGGGGGAUUGAGAUGUGACAUAGACUAUCUGAAAACAAAUUUUGGCAUUUUAAAACUCAUAGAAGUGAUUUUGGCACUGAUUGGAUUUAUCUGCAUAGAAACCAUCAUGAUGUGCUUGCCAUGUGGUGGGGUGUACUUCUUUGAGUUUGUCAGCUGUAGUGCCUUUGUGGUCACAGGAGUCCUGCUCCUGAUCUUCAGCCUCAACCUCCACACUAAAGUACCCCACAUCAACUGGAACCUCACAGACCUGGUGAACACUGGAGCCAGUACAUUUUUCUUCUUCCUGGCAUCAAUAGUCCUUGCGGCAUUGAAUCACAAGACCGGUGCCGAGAUCGCAGCAGUGAUAUUUGGGUUCCUUGCAACAGCUGUCUACGCCUACAACACCUUCCUUGCUGUAAAGCGAUGGCGCCUCAGGGAUGUUCGGGCCGGCGCCGUGCAGACCAGUGAGUACACACGUGCUCGGACAGCGUCCCGCGGGGAGAUGGAGACCCAGCCGGAGAUCCAGUGAUGUGACUCCCGAACCCGAGGUGGGCCCGGGGGGGUGAACAGAGAGAGUCUAGCUCUGCCAUGGCUACGCGGGCCUCUCUCUGUCUGAAAAGGAGACCCGUCUGAGAUCACCAGUGUGUUUGAAUGAAAAGAAGAAAAAAAAUCUCUCGAGGAACUAUAUUGUUUUGCCGUUUUGGUAAAAAAAAACCAUCUUUAUGAAGGAAAUCUUGGGAAUGCAUCAGUUUAAUUAUACAUAUUUGGAUGUUGCUGUUUUUUCAGUGCUGCUUUAAUAUAUCUUGCUUUGUUACUGUUCAAAGGCAUUGCUGCCUGGGCCAGAUUCUUUUUAUACAUUAUUCUCCUUCACAUGUUUGAAGAAGAGCACGUACACACAUGUACAGGGUGCUGCAAUGAAUAUGUAUUUUAUAGCUGAACUGAAUAUCCCUGUCCAAUUUUAAAAAUGGAACUACAAAAGUUUCUUUUUAUAAAUAUGCUUUUAUUGCAGUUGAUUUGACAGUUUAAAAAUUAUGCCUUAAGAUACUUUUAGUAACAACAGCAGAAUGUUUCUCUUGAAUAGAUAUUCUCAAAAUGUGGUCUUAAUCAGUUUCCCAAGAGAAGAAGACUUAUCCGGUAGAAAAAGAACUGUGAUGUUAAAGAAAAUCAUUGAAUCUGAUUCAGUCAUUUGAUUGAAUCUCUUGGUACCUUAUUGUGAUGCAAGAGCAAAAUGGUACUAUGAAAAUGUGUGCUGUACAUACCAGUCUUUAAAAAAAGGGCACUGAUCCAGUGUCUCAGGAUGCUCCAGGAGGAGCUAGUAAACUAUUUUCUGCUUGGUGAAAAAGAAUUUAAGGAGAAAGGUAUGACAGAUGCCUUAUAUUAGAUGAAACUGCAAGACCAUGCCAUUAAUUAUAGGAUGUCCAUUGGUCCAAUCAGGUGCCUUUUCCAAACAAGACAAAAUGUCUACUUUACAGCACAAACAUUCCCCGUUCAGUUCUUAUAAUUAUAAUUUUCACUCUAAAAUUACACUCACAGUGACCUAUAACAUGUAUUUCAUAGUAGACCAUUACACAUUGUAGUUGUAAUUGAACGGAGAACUAUUGCUAUUCUUAGAUGUGGUUCCCAGCCCUGGUCCUGGUUGAACACCAGCUCUGCUUGUACCCAUUCCAGAUGAGCUCGAAAUCUCCAUUGCUAAUUUGUUUCUUGUUUUCUUUGGUCAGUCCUGAUUGUGACAGAUACCCUACUGCAAGGGUGUUGUUUCCAGCAACUUCAGCAAACAGAACUUUACACAGUCUGUCCUCAAUUUGCCUGCUAUUAUUUCUGCUCAUGUCGUUUUUUUACUAGAUGAUCAAUUAAUGAUUCACAGACUCAGGUGAGAAUGACACUGUUAAGCUACAAUAAACGUUGUUUCUAAAUGCAGAGCAACAAAAUGGUUAAACGUCAGGCAGCACACCUAAAUGAGGGUAGUUCUGAAACUUAGAAAUUGGUACAGGCAUGUAGCUGUAGGCACUUUCACAAAUAUUCCCCAAAUAGAAAUUAAUUAGAUAAUAAUUAAGAACUUGACUAGUACAAAAGGCAGAAAAGAAAGUGUUCCUCUAGGAUGAGAUUUGGAAACCAUUUUUAGGUGAUGGCUAUUAAUGAAUCAAUCCCAGAUAGCUUUUUAGAAUAUUGUGGAAUAUGGAUGUUUUGGGGGUGUAUUAAAAAACAAUACUUAUUUUCUACUUGGUGAUUGGGUAUUUUGUAUUUGGGUGUUCAAAGCAAAUUAUUGAUGUAAAAUUUACAUCCAAAGUCUUUCAUUAAUCCAAGCACAAUUUAAAAUGUAAAAUUUUAUUAAUAGUUUAGCAGGUGAUUUGACAGUACAUUCAUUAAAAUAAUUAAAUGGAAUGGUUAUAAGCAUUCACUCAAAUGAAAUGUCAAUACUCAAUGCCUUUUCUGGACAAAUUUAGGAAACACUUGUAAUAAUAAGUUGUGCGCUCUUGUUUGUACUGAUAUUUUUUUUAAAUUGUAUUGUUUUGUUUUUUCUUUUCAAUAUCCAGUAAUACCAGCUUUAUGGUAAGAUAUUUUUGGUAAGUUUUUUUUUAUUAUUUUGAUUAUUUGUAUAUCUGGAAUGUAAUAAGGGAGAAGAGUCCCCAAUUAGCUCUAGCUGAUGUGUAUUUAUUGCUCUCUGUAUAACACAAAUAUGAAGUCUUUUUUUCAUACUUUUUUAUGGAAGCAUUCUUGAAGGAUUCCAGAGAUGUCUCUUGCUUCACCUUAGGUGCCUUAAAAACUACAGGCUAUAUAGGGGAGUUGGUACCAAAUUGAACUGACAACUAAAAGUACAGCAUGUUAUUAACACUAUUUAAAUUCAGUAUCUUGUUAUAAAAUGUAUUUAUUUUAUUAAAUUAUAUCGCUUUAGGAAUACAGCAGACCAAAUCUGAAGUUCUAUUACCUCUGAAGGCGGUAAAUUGUCUACUAUGGUUCUAAGCAGCAAAUAUAAUACAAGCACAGGGUUCUCUAUAUUUAAACCAAAACUAAAUUUCUCUUCUGUUAUAAUGUUUAAUGUUCAGUACAAAAUGCUGUCUAAUAGAACAAAUGGCACGUAAAUUAGCAUAAAUUCUUGGAAUGGUUACAGUGUUAACUUUGUACGAAACAAUAGUGAAGUGAGCCUUGGUUAGUUAAACUCCACAUUCUCAAACAUAUCAUACAGAAAAUCAUGUGGAAGGACUCUUUGCUGAAAAUGGGAAGAGAAAUUCUGAAGCCAGCUAAUAAACUGGUUGGCUGCUGAAGUCAAUUUAGGAUCGGUUAUGAAGGAGACAUUUCAUGAGCAGUGUCUUAACAGACAGAUGAGGUACUUCUUUUUUGUAUAGAAAUACUAUUAAUCAAUGAAGGAUUUGUUUGCUGCAUACAACUGUAUCAAUUAUUUUAAAUAUAUUUUAAAUCUGCUUUAAAACAUAACAUUAAUUAUCCUGAAAUACAUCAGGAUAUGAUUUUUCAUAACUAAGGGCAGCCUUGCAUCUAUUCAUUAAUUGUUUUACAGUAAUUGCAGUGCUUUCUAAGACGAUGCCAAGAUUUGAGGCAAAACAGUUCCAAUUCCUUUUGAAGGUUCAGAUAACUUAAAAAUGCAUGUAUUACUUUCACAUACAGGAUUUGAUUUCUGCCUCCUAAUUAAGGAACCUCAUUACCAGCAUUUAUUGCAGAAAACCUAAUUGGUGCUUUAGGAUUCAUGCUGAAAUGUCUGUAGUAGACUCGGUUAAAAAAAAAACCAUGAAGAAAAUGUAUUGAUACAAUUUUUAUUUAAAUGUCUGGGUUUAGGAUUUUAGAUAAUAUCUUGAACAUCAUACAUAAUCUUCCCUCAGUUUAACAUGGGAUGUAAUUUUUUAUGUUAAGUAUUAAACUGGUACUGAUUUCUUUUUCUCUGUCUGACAAAUCUGUAUUUUUGUAUUUAUAGAAUCGUGUACUUCUAUUGACAUUAAUCACUGGUUAUUAAAUUGUGAUAAAACAUUCUCUUUCAAUAAACUGAUCUGCCAUUGUAUUUUCUUUUUGCACUGCUUAUUUAAUGCUUAAUUUCUGUGUACUUUACAAGAGCUCACUUUUCUCACGUACAGACCAGCUGUGGUAUUUAUGCAUAAUUCAAAAUGAAGAGAAUAUGUCUUUGAAAACUGGAGGUCUGUUUUGCUGCUGGAGUAAAACUGCAAAUCCUGAAAAAUAACCAGGAGUGAAGAAAGACACAGACAAUGAUUUUCAUAAAAAUUAUAAGUAAUGUUUACUUAUUUUUUGGCAUUGUGAACAAAGUUUCAUUAGUUUUUUGAGUGGCUCUCUAAAACUACUCUACAAGCAGGUCACAAAAUAAUUCACCGUGACAGUCAGCAAGAUGUGGCUCUUGAACCAAAACCACAACAUGCAACUUUUUACCAGAUUACAGUAGAUGAAUUGCAUGAGAAAAACCUUGAUAUUCUUGAAACUGUGGGCUUUCAACCAUGUGUCUGUGACCCCCAUGGGGAUUCUGGGAACAAAGAUGUUUUGCAUUUCAAGUCAAUUAGUGUGUCAAAUCAUUCUUGCCUUCUUAGUCAUGGUGGAUACAUUGAGCUGCAGUUGUGCAUUUAUAUUACUAGUUAUAAAAAUGUAACUUCUUUUUAAGUUCUGGUCUUUACUGAGGGGGAACAC